Arabidopsis arenosa is the source of this 2660-nucleotide messenger RNA. NCBI's taxonomy places the organism in Eukaryota, Viridiplantae, Streptophyta, Magnoliopsida, Brassicales, Brassicaceae. The record is from the annotation of a GenBank genome assembly.
UGAACAAUUGAUGCUUCAUUUAGAAAUUAACUAGUGUUAUCAUCAAACUUGUGAUUUAGGGAAUGGGAGAAACAGUUCAUUGUGGAAGCUUCUUACCCUCAAUGAGGGAUUUAAGUGAAGAUUCUAAUACUUGUAGCUUUUCAAUGUUACAUUGUAAUGCUGAUCAAAAUUUGCCUUAUGGGCACUAUCACAAUGGUUUCUCGGCGAGACCUCCUGCAACGGAUUCUUUCGAGAGAGAUUUUUUGAAACAAACAAUGCUUCAACACGAAGCUGUUUUUAAGAAUCAGGUUUAUGAACUUCACCGUUUGUAUAGGACACAAAAGAGUUUGAUGGAUGAAGUUAGGGGAAAGAGCAAUGAGCCUACACCGGAAAGUGCGAUUAAACGAGACUUUCUUUUGGGAAACUCGAUAUGUGGUGAAGGAAGCACCUCUAUGUUAAAUGGGAAGGAGGUGUUAGAGGUUAGACCUGUGAAGCUCAGGAGAACAAUGAUUGAUCUUCAACUUCCCGCAGAUGAGUAUCUCGAUACAGAGAGUGAAAAUAUGACUUGUCCUCCUUAUGAGCAGUCAAAACAAGUUGGUGAUGAAAAGUUGUUCUUUGAAAGAGGCAGUGCUUCUUCUCAUCGGAACGAUUCUUCUUUGGUUAGGAAGAAACCAAAUGGAUUUACUGACUUGAACGAGCCUGUCCAUUGCCAAGAAUCAGUACCUCUUUCUUCUUCCAGGGACUUAUAUUCUCUUUAUGGAAGAAACAUUUCACAUGUGCAUGGCCAGUGGUUGGAAAAUAAUACAAGUCAAAAUGGAUGGAUGGUUCUACAAGCAGGGAACGGAAAAAGCACUCCAAGAGACAAGUUAUGCCUGCCUUCCCAUUCGGUACAAGUUCUUUCUAACGGUGCAUUUCAACCUCUGGGCUACCCUUCAACUGAUCAUAGGAAGUUAUCGGGCGAAAGAGCAUCUUUCGAAUGGGAAGCUCGUCAAAAGAAUCCUGAAGUUUCGUGUGAUAGCUAUGUGGAAUCAAGUGUGGCAUCAAAUGCUCCAAGCUUGAAUCAUGGCUACCGCCCUGAAUCUGUCAGACCUUGGAGCCAUUGGAUUUCAUCAUGGGAGAACCGAAGUAGCAGCUCAGAUCAGAAACCCCUGCCACUGCAAGCGAAUCCAUUCUUGAAUUUUAAUACACAAGCAAGAGCAGACUCAAGUGCGGAGAUGAGAAGCCGUGAUUCUAACGGGCUUAACCAAGGAUUCUCUUCAGUGUCGAAGGAAUCUGCCUUUAGUUUACCAUCAGGAAACUUUAAUCAUCUUAACAAUGGCCCAAAAGGGACUGUUACUAAUGGUUCUUUGAGUGAGAGUGUGAAGCAUCGGAGUCUUGAAAACCUUCAAGGACCAAAAAAGCAGGAGUGCUCUGCUGGGUUGCCCUGGAUAAAACCUAUGCCCCUUAACAAAAAUGGAAUAACCAAUGGUGGUUUGGAUUUGAAUGCUUCUGCAAAUCAUCAAUUCAUGGAUGGAAGUGAUAUGGGUGACAGCUCAAAUAAUGUAUCUCCCCAGAAUGGUUUGAGGUCUGUUUCAUGUUCUAAUGACGCCAACUUGAGACAUGUUGAAAUGGCCAAAUCACAGAGUAGUAGAAAGAUUCUUGGUUUCCCUAUCUCGGUUUCUGAAGCAGUUGUUCUGGACAAGGAAGAAGGUAAAAAAGCUGUCACUCGCAGGCAGCACAUUGACUUGAAUUUCUGUGCUAGCGAGGAUGAAGAUUCUGGCUUGUGUUCUAAUCCAAGAGUGGAAACAAAAGCAACUACUUUGAUAGAUUUGGAAGCUCUCCCGACUCAUGAGAGUGAAGAAGAAGGAGAGAAAUGUCCAGAGAACAGAGAUGCAGACAUUUCAGGGUUAGAGAAAGGUGAAGCUGGAGACUCUGUGGAUGAACUCAUUAAGGCAGCAGCAGAAGCUAUCAUCACUAUCUCACUGUCUUACCAUUGCCGGAAUACUGAUGAAGCUGCUUCCUCUUCGACUGAUGCAGUUGCAAAGGACCCGCUCUCUUGGUUUGUGAACACAAUAGCUUCUUGUGGCAAUGAUUUAGAGAAAAAAAUUGAUGCUUGUUUGGAAGCCAAAGAUUCUGAAGGCUGUCGUGAAGAAUGUUCUUCAGAUGAGUUUGAUUAUUUCGAGACAAUGACUCUGAACUUACUCCAGACCAAAGAAGAAGACUACAUGCCAAAGCCUUUAAUCCCAGAAUAUCUGAAAUUUGAUGGGACAGGUUCCAUGGGUAUCACAAAUAAUAGGCCAAGAAGAGGACAAGCACGAAGAGGAAGACCAAAGCGGGAUUUCCAAAGGGAUAUUCUCCCUGGGCUUGCUUCUCUGUCUAGGCUCGAAGUAACCGAAGAUCUUCAUAUGUUUGAGGGACUUAUGAAAGCUACAGGCUACAAUUGGAACUCAGGAGUGGCCCGAAGGAGCUCAAACCGAGGAAGAAAACGAGUGGUCAGCAACAUUGACAGAGCUCCGGUUUGCUUGUCUUUGCCGCAGCCAAUGAAUAACAAUAGUGUACAAAUGGUGGGACUGGAAGAUAGGAGCCUUACAGGAUGGGGAAAUGCAACCAGAAGGCCAAGGCGACAAAGGUGCCCUGCAGGUACUCCCCCAACAGUGAUAUUAACAUAAACGUUUUUCUUGAAACAAAACCGAUUUUCACGA